UUAAAUGCCACUCCACAGUACAUCUUCAGCCAUCGCUGGGGGUACAAACAAAAUGGUAGUUGGUCCGGUAUGAUUGACGACAUAUUUCAUGGUAGGGCCGAUUUAGGUAGCAACUGCGCGAUAUACACUGAACGUCUAGACGUGGUUACUUACACUGAUAAUGUUGCCCCAUUCAAGGUCGGCUUUAUUUACCGUCAGCCUCCCCUCUCUUACGUGGCUAACAUCUUUACCCUUCCGUUCUCUACCGAGGUGUGGUUGGCUAUUGCUGGCUGUAUAACUUUUUCUACACUCACGCUAUAUCUCUCUAGUAAAUGGGAGAAAGGGUAUGGUAGGUUUCAGAGUCAAACACAACUAGAUGGAACUGUUAGUGACGCGAUGCUUGUUACUAUAAGCGCAUUCAGCCAGCAAGGAUGCACUUUAGAGCCAAGGAAAGCUUCCGCGUACUCGGCUAACAUCGUAGUGCUACUUCAAGCGCCUUCAAGCGCUUUAAGGACUUUGACACAGUUAUCGCGAUCAAAAUUAACUCUUGCUGCUAACGAUGUCGAUUACAACCAUUUUGUUUUUGGUAUGUACUCGGACCCAGUGAGAGUUGAAAUUACAAAGAAGGUAAAGCCAGUGAAAGGCACGGCACAUUUUUACGAGAUAAAUAAGGGCGUGGAAAAAAUUCGACAGGGUUUAUUUGCAUUCCAUUCUAUAGUGGAGCCAGUGUAUCGUCGUGUGGAACAGACUUUUCUUGAAAUGGAGAAAUGCGAUCUUGUGGAAGUUGAUUUCAUGAUGGGAUUUGAUCCGUCCGUGCCUGUUAAGAAAGAUUCUCCAUAUUUAGAGCUAUUGAGAGUGAGUUUUAAGCAGAUACGAGAAUCCGGUCUACAAUCAGCAUUGAAAAAGCGUCACCAAGUGCAAAAACCUCAGUGCUCUCAGAGGGUGUCAGCGUUUAGCAGUGUUGGUCUCCUAGAUCUUCGACCAGUCUUGUUUCUUAUGUUGUACGGAAUUGUAGUUUCUGUUACAAUACUUAUAAUUGAAAACAUAACUUAUAGGAUUUAAGUAUUGUAUAAAAUUUAUAGAAAUACGCCUAAUUUAAUUCAAAUAUACUUUUUCACAAUUUACGUAUUCAAGGUAGAACGUAGCGUCAGAACAGUGACCAAUUUGCAAUAUUAGUAAAAUCAGAAAAAUGUACUCAUUUUUGUGAGUGCAUAUUUUUAAACAAGAAAGGUGUAAGGCUACAUA
Papilio polytes (common Mormon) is the source of this 1224-nucleotide messenger RNA. RefSeq names its product glutamate receptor 1-like. NCBI's taxonomy places the organism in Eukaryota, Metazoa, Arthropoda, Insecta, Lepidoptera, Papilionidae. The record is from RefSeq and is a predicted model, not a curated record. The transcript has 7 exons. The coding region runs from base 70 to 1041 and encodes 323 amino acids.